AUGCCAGCUAUUGGAAUUGAUCUUGGUACAACCUACUCUUGCGUUGGUGUUUGGCAACAUGGAAAUGUGGAGAUCAUCGCAAAUGACCAGGGCAACCGAACAACACCAUCGUACGUCGCAUUUACGGACACGGAGCGUCUGAUCGGCGAUGCUGCUAAGAACCAAGUAGCUUUGAACCCUAGCAACACAGUGUUCGAUGCGAAAAGGCUGAUCGGCCGUAAAUUCGACGAUCCCAAAAUUCAACAGGACAUGAAACAUUGGCCUUUUAAAGUUAUCAAUGACUGCGGUAAGCCUAAGAUCCAGGUUGAAUUCAAGGGCGAAACAAAACGAUUUGCCCCAGAAGAAGUCAGCAGCAUGGUUUUGGUGAAAAUGAAGGAGACAGCUGAGGCCUACCUUGGAUCAUCAGUGCGAGAUGCCGUUGUCACAGUGCCCGCCUAUUUCAAUGAUUCACAGCGUCAGGCGACCAAGGAUGCUGGGGUUAUUGCUGGAAUAAAUGUUUUACGUAUCAUAAACGAGCCCACUGCCGCUGCUCUGGCAUAUGGCCUAGACAAAAAUCUAAAGGGCGAACGCAAUGUCCUUAUUUUCGAUCUUGGUGGCGGCACAUUUGACGUUUCCAUUUUGACGAUCGACGAGGGUUCGCUUUUUGAAGUGAAGGCCACAGCCGGAGACACACACCUUGGAGGUGAAGACUUUGACAACAGGCUCGUUAACCACCUAGCGGAGGAGUUCCAACGAAAAUACAAGAAAGAUUUGCGCACGAACCCACGCGCAUUGCGACGCCUCCGCACCGCCGCAGAGCGGGCCAAGCGCACUUUAUCAUCUAGCACCGAGGCCACGGUUGAAAUCGACGCGCUAUACGAAGGUAUUGAUUUCUACACUCGCGUAUCUCGGGCUCGGUUCGAAGAAUUAAACGCUGAUCUAUUCCGGGGCACCCUCGAACCAGUGGAAAAAGCAUUAAAAGAUGCUAAGAUGGAUAAGAGCCAAAUACAUGACGUGGUUCUCGUCGGAGGGUCCACUCGUAUUCCUAAGGUACAAUCCCUGCUACAAAACUUCUUCUGUGGUAAGAAACUUAACCUUUCCAUCAACCCCGACGAGGCUGUAGCAUAUGGAGCGGCGGUCCAGGCAGCUAUUUUGAGCGGCGAAACUCACUCUAAGAUCCAGGAUGUGUUAUUGGUAGAUGUAGCGCCGCUGUCACUUGGCAUAGAAACUGCUGGAGGAGUCAUGACCAAGAUAAUUGAACGUAACUGCAAAAUCCCGUGCAAGCAAUCGCAGACAUUCACCACCUAUUCUGACAACCAGCCUGCUGUAACUAUCCAAGUGUAUGAAGGUGAACGAGCAAUGACAAAAGACAACAAUCUCCUUGGUACUUUCGAUCUGACAGGCAUACCACCUGCACCGCGGGGCGUGCCUAAAAUCGACGUCACAUUCGACAUGGACGCCAACGGUAUUCUUAAUGUCUCGGCAAAGGAAAACAGUACUGGUCGUAGUAAAAAUAUCGUGAUAAAGAAUGAUAAGGGACGUUUGUCACAGGCUGAGAUUGACAGAAUGCUGGCAGAGGCUGAACGAUACAAGGAAGAGGAUGAUAAGCAGAGGGAGAGGGUGGCCGCUCGUAACCAACUGGAGACAUAUGUCUUCAGCGUGCGACAGGCGCUAGAUGAUGCUGGAGCGAAGUUACCAGACCAAGACAAAGAUUCUGCACGAUCACAAUGCGACGAAGCGAUAAAGUGGUUAGAGAACAACACUUUGGCCGAGAAGGAGGAAUACGAGCAUAAGUUGAAGGAGCUCCAGAGAGUUUGCUCACCCAUUAUGAGUAAGCUACAUGGUGCUGGUGGUGCCGCCCCUGGAAGCCAAUCAAAUGGACCCACCGUAGAGGAAGUGGAUUAA
Pieris macdunnoughi is the source of this 1884-nucleotide messenger RNA. The record is from the annotation of a GenBank genome assembly. Lineage: Eukaryota; Metazoa; Arthropoda; Insecta; Lepidoptera; Pieridae.